Molecule: messenger RNA, 1011 nt
Organism: Penicillium taxi
Lineage: Eukaryota; Fungi; Ascomycota; Eurotiomycetes; Eurotiales; Aspergillaceae
Exons: 2
Coding region: 1-1011 (336 amino acids)
Source: RefSeq, a predicted model, not a curated record
AUGAAACCCAGCGCCAAGCUGUACGGGCUAGAUCAUGCUUUACUCAACGUGGAGUUACCUCCAAAAACCAUGUGGAUGAACAUGGGGUACUGGGAAUCGACGAGUGAAUUUCCAAAGGCUUGUCAAGCUCUACUCGACCAAGUAUUGGCAGCUGGCCUCCAGAAAGAAAAAAGCCAAUCGGUCAGGCUACUAGAUGUUGGAUGCGGAUGUGGUGACCAGUCCCUCUACCUAACUAGCCUUCGGAAAAGCGCUUAUGCCACUAUCAAUUCAUCAUCAACAUCAAGCUUUCAAAAUAUUUCAACUUCUUAUUCGGCUGAUUCAAUCCCGCGGUCUCGUAUCCAGGAAUCAGAUGAAUCAUCGUUACUGAUCGACACCUACAUAGGGAUAACCCUCGAGCCUGCACAGGCUUCACUAGCUCAGCAGCGAGUGGAAAGCAGUCAAGUUGCCUUGAAAAGCACCUCAAAAGGCCCAGUGCCCAGAAUAUUCUGUGCAAAUGCUUCUGAUCCCAAGAGCUGGUCUGAAAACCUACAAGAUUCCAUUUCGGUCCUGGCCAAAUCUUCGCAGGACCCUGAUACAUCUAACUGGCUCCUUGCUCUUGAUACACUUUAUCAUUUUCGCCCUUCUCGUCUUCCUAUUCUCCACUAUACUUGCAAUACGCUCCAUGCUUCGUUUAUGGCUUUUGAUCUUAUUCUCCAGGACGAUGUUCAUUGGUUUCAGCGUCUGCUUCUGCGUCUCUUUUGUUGGGUUUCCAGUGCUCCUUUUGGAAAUAUGAUCCCUAAAGAUCAAUAUAUGCAGCUGUUGAUGGAUGCAGGCUAUGAUUCUUCUCGUAUAGAGAUUACGGAUAUCUCUAGUCAUGUAUUUGCCGGUCUGUCGAACUUUUUAGAUCGGCGAGUGAAAGAGGCUGAGCCAUUUGGGUUCAAGAUGGGUAAAUAUCGUGCGGCGCGGAAGGUAUUUGGUUGGUGGGCAAAGAGUGGGAUUGUCAGAGGAGUUGUGGUUGUUGCGAGAUCUUAG